This is a messenger RNA of Knipowitschia caucasica, 756 nucleotides long. Lineage: Eukaryota; Metazoa; Chordata; Actinopteri; Gobiiformes; Gobiidae. The record is from the annotation of a GenBank genome assembly.
AUGUUGGACCCGUUCCACUGGAGGUAUGGGAGGGUCCUGACUGCAGCACUAUCCCUGGUGUCUGUGUGUCUGGACCUUCUGCUGUUGGCCGGAGUACUCAUCUGCCUCGGGUCAACGCUCAGUGUGGUCCUGGAUGUGUCCUACAGUCUCUGUAUCUGGGUCUCUGCUGCUGUGGCCAUAGUCUACACUCUGCUGGGGGGUCUCUACUCUGUGGCCUACACAGACGUCAUACAGCUCAUCCUGGUGUUUGGAAGUUUGACGUCGUAUGGAUCUCCUUCUCCAUAUGAGCGAGGAGAAGCCGCCCUAGUCCUGCCCAUCUCCCUGCAGCACCUCACCCCAUUCUACGUCUCCAUAAUAGGGAUGGGCUGUGUGGCUGCGGCUGCCAUGUCCUCUGCAGACUCUGUGAUGCUGUCUGCCUCCUCUGUCUUCACUGUCAACAUUUACAAGAGCUUUCUCAGACCCCAGGCAUCUGACAGAGAGUUCCAGUGGGUGAUCCGAUGCACUCUGGAGGACGGCGUCUAUGUGCAGCACUCUCCGGUUAAAACCAUCUCCAUGUUGUGUGGCUUCCUGACCAUAUUGUGUUUUUCUUACCUGGCUUCUGUUCUCUUCAAAAAGGGCCUGCUUCCACAGAAAUGGGAUGUGUUUCAAGUCAAGGAGAAACACUUUACUUUCCCACUGGCUCCAGUAGAGGGCGCUAGAGACCACAGUUUGAAGUUGGAAACGGAGGAUUGUGAGAUGGAGCCACUGAAGGAAUGA